AACCAAAUCCAUUCUCAUAGCAUGCGUAGCAGUAGCAAAAUGGCUUCACCGUACUUGGAGAAUCCUGUAGACAUCGGAGCCCAAAUUGUACAAAGGGCUUUACGCAGGGAAAGAGUUUUAAGAGACAAACAAAACCCACUGGCAUUUUCUGAUGAGCACUUAUACGAGAGAUACAGGUUUUCGGCGGAGGGAAUGUUAUAUCUUUGUCGGCUUCUUGAGCUCCAUAUUAAAAACCCGACGCGGCGAAGCCACGCGACCACUGUCCCGCAAAUGAUUUGUAUUGCUUUGCGGUUCUUUGCAAGUGGCACAUACCUGUAUGAGGUGGGCGAUGCCGAGAAGCUCAGCAAAAACACAGUUUGCCGAACCAUUCGUAGGGUGGUCAUCGCACUCCAGAGAUACAUAAACACUUUCAUUGUGUUCCCUGGACAUUUACCCACCGUGGCCAUAAAAGAGGGCUUCUCUAAAAUAGCUGGAUUCCCUAGAGUUAUUGGAGCAAUAGAUUGCACGCACAUUCCAAUCUCUACACCAACAAAACAAAUUGAGGCUGAUUAUCUUAACAGAAACGCUACUCAUAGCCUCAACGUUCAGAUGACUUGUGACCAUCAGUGUAUGAUUACAAGUCUGGAUGCCAGGUGGCCUGGCUCUAUGCUCGACACCCAAAUUUUCGAGAAAUCGUUGUUAUGUCAGCGUUUUCAAGAAGGGGUGUUUGAUGGCCUGCUGGUGGGAGACAGAACUUACGCAUGUCAGAGCUUUUUGAUGACUCCCUACCCUGACCCUGAGACAAAACCACAAAAUGACUUUAACAUAGCCCUCACUCAAACCAGGCUCAAGAUAGACAUGACUUUUGCCAUUUUAAAGGCACGGUUCAACUGUCUUUGUGACCUAAGAGUAUCACCAGAGCGGGCAUCUCAGAUCGUAGGUGCCUGUGUUAUCCUCCACAACAUAGCCACUAUAAGGAAGGAGCGGGUGCCAAAUGAAUAUCAACUCCCACCUCAUGAAAUUGACCCCUCCACACAGGACCAUCCAACUGGAAGAGGUGUCAGAGAUGCAAUCACAGCAGAAUAUUUCACUUAACAUUCAGUAAAAGCAAAAUGACCCACAUGUUUACACAUAUAAGGGAUACUGCCUUUCAUAUUAAGACAAAAAAAAAAGUUCAUAUUCUAAACCUCUGUAAAAAAAAAAAAAAAAAACACUUCACAGGUUGUGAAUUCAUAUGAAUUCUUGUAAAAUGAAAAAAAUAAAAAUAAAAACUGCAAUCUGUUAGAAUUCUGCUUCUAUUUUAUUUUAUCAAUAUUUAUAAAAAAUGAAUGACAAAUUAUACUAUUCACAACUAUUUUGACUGUUGGAAUGGAAAAAAAGUUUAUUUCCAGGUUUAAAUAAUUUUUGUAAUGUCAGAUUUUGGACCUCUACGUGUAAUAAUUAUGUAUCAUGAAUGUAUUGAUCUUAUUUCAAGAAGAGAAAUCAUUCAUCAUAAACAUUUUUGACUCUUCCCAACUGUACUUAUGAAAUGACAUACCCAGACUGUGACAGUUUUGAGUUUAUGCAAAAUUUUAUUUUGCAUGUCAGACAGUGGAGACACUCUUUCAGACCUAUUUUCAUCUCUUCAUUAAUGUACAAACCUUGGCUACAAUAUUAAACCGGGACGUUGACAGUGGCGUACCUCAUUUACAGCUUACAAAUACUGGUAGAAAAAAAUAAAGUGCGUGAAUAUACAAUGUAAAACAGUGUCAAAGUAUAAAAGACCACAAUCUACUUUACAUUUUCCAUUUAAAACAAGCUGAAAACACAGUGGAAUGUAACACACGAUUAAACAACAUCAAACAUGUCACGGUUAAUGUGGAUUAAAAAGACUUUUCCAAGUGGAACGGAUGUCUAUAAUAGCAAUGUUAGUGCAUGGGUGUGUUUGUGUGGGAGGAGGGUGUGUUUGAAGU
Cyprinus carpio (common carp) is the source of this 1931-nucleotide messenger RNA. It is a transcript of the gene harbi2, whose product is annotated as harbinger transposase derived 2. The record is from RefSeq and is a predicted model, not a curated record. Lineage: Eukaryota; Metazoa; Chordata; Actinopteri; Cypriniformes; Cyprinidae.